UCGCUUGUUGUUUUGAUUGUGAUGGUGUUCCUUUUGAGUGCCAAAAUGCGUGAUGUGCUAAUGACAAAACCAUUUGCACUUCCGUUCAACGAAAUUGGUGAUCCGAGUCGUUUGAUUCAGCUUUGUGAUGAUAUUUUCUGUGCUCGAAGCGCAGGUCUAUUCGAUCUGGAACAUGAUCUGUUCGGAAAAUUGGUGUACAUAUUGCGUUCUUCUGAAGCGCUUAUUCACUACACUGUCUACAGUAUGAAAAGUUUACGAUGA
Messenger RNA from Anisakis simplex (herring worm), 261 nucleotides. NCBI's taxonomy places the organism in Eukaryota, Metazoa, Nematoda, Chromadorea, Rhabditida, Anisakidae. The record is from the annotation of a GenBank genome assembly.